This is a messenger RNA of Porites lobata, 610 nucleotides long. NCBI's taxonomy places the organism in Eukaryota, Metazoa, Cnidaria, Anthozoa, Scleractinia, Poritidae. The record is from the annotation of a GenBank genome assembly.
AUGUUAUCUGUAGAGCUUGUGUGCCAGAGUGGGUGUAAAAUGACAUGGGAGUCACAACCUGUUGUAAAAAGGAAACCUCUAGGAAAUUUAUUACUGGCAGCAUCCAUUCUUUUUACAGGUAAUAACUUUGCUGCCAUAAGUCGUCUGGCAUCAUGUUUUAACCUGCAAUUUUUCAGUGAAAGUGUCUUUUAUGACACCCAGCGUAAAUACCUGUUCCCUGUGGUGAAUGAGGCAUGGGAAGCAGAGAGUCAACGGCAGGUAGACAGACUGACUUCCAAGGAAGUUGUAAAUCUCGAUGGUGAUGGCAGGUGUGACAGCCCUGGCCACAGUGCCAAAUAUGGCACCUACACUUUAAUGGAUGAGGACUCUGGAGAUGUGGUUGCAUUCAAUGUUGUCCAGGUCUCAGAAGUCAGCUCAUCAAAUGCCAUGGAGAAAGACUGGUAAAAUUGAGGUGUACCAUUCAAUGAUGCUGAAGUAUGCCUCCAAACGCGAGCAUUAUUCUUACCAGGGCAUGGUAGCUAGGACCCAGCUAGCCGCUCUAGACAACAAUGCUAACACUGGCCGUAGUCAAGCUGUGAUAAAGUCAGGUGAACGGGCAGGUGAGGCAUGA